Molecule: messenger RNA, 1665 nt
Organism: Cannabis sativa
Lineage: Eukaryota; Viridiplantae; Streptophyta; Magnoliopsida; Rosales; Cannabaceae
Product: beta-amyrin 28-monooxygenase
Exons: 2
Coding region: 124-1566 (480 amino acids)
Biological process (GO): sterol metabolic process
Molecular function (GO): monooxygenase activity; heme binding; oxidoreductase activity, acting on paired donors, with incorporation or reduction of molecular oxygen
Source: RefSeq, a predicted model, not a curated record
CAUCUCAUCUCUCUCUCUCUCUCUCUCUCUCUCUCUCUAUAUAUAUAUAUAUAUAAGAACUAUAAUAAGAAAGAGUAUAUUGAGAAAGAAAGUGAAGUAUUAACUAAACAAAGUUUUUUAAUUAUGGAGCACUUGUUUCUCUCCCUAUUACUAGGCUUUAUGACAUUGGUAUCUCUUGGCUUUUUUGUUUUGUUUUACAAGCACAAAUCUCUCUUUGUUGGUACCAACUUACCUCCGGGGAAAGUUGGUUACCCGAUACUGGGAGAAACUAUAGAGUUUCUCUCCACAGGAUGGAAAGGUCAUCCGGAGAAAUUCAUUUUUGACCGGAUGACCAGAUUCUCAUCUGAUAUCUUCAAGACCUCUUUAUUGGGCGAGCCGGCUGCAGUUUUCUGCGGUUCGACUUGUAACAAGUUUCUUUUCUCAAAUGAGAAUAAGCUCGUCACUGCAUGGUGGCCGAGCUCAGUCAACAAAGUCUUCCCUACCUCAGAACAGACUUCCUCUCAGGAGGAAGCCAAGAAAAUGCGAAAGCUCCUCCCUCAAUUCAUGAAACCCGAGGCUCUCCGUGGCUACAUUGGGCUAAUGGACAACAUAGCCCAACGCCAUUUCGCAACAGAUUGGGAUAACAACAAGGAGAUUCUUACAUUCCCGCUAGCCAAAAGAUACACCUUCUGGCUAGCGGCCAGGGUCUUCGUCAGUCUCGACGACCCUAAUGAGAUUAAGAAGUUCGAGGAGCCAUUCCAGCUCCUCGCUUCUGGAAUCAUCUCGAUGCCAAUCGAUCUCCCGGGAACCCCGUUCCACCGAGCUAUCAAAGCCUCUAAAUACAUAAGAAAAGAGCUUGUUAAGAUCAUAAAACAAAGGAAAGUUGACUUAGUUGAAGGGAAAGCAAGUCGUUCACAAGACAUAUUGUCUCACAUGCUUCACACGUGCACAGAUGACGGCGUUUACAUGACGGAGUUAGACAUUGCUGAUAAGAUUCUUGGCUUACUCAUCGGUGGUCAUGACACAGCCAGUGCUGCCUGUACUUUUAUCGUUAAGUAUUUGGCUGAGCUUCCUCAUGUGUAUGAUGCCGUCUAUGAAGAGCAAAUGGAAAUUGCAAAAUCAAAGAAAGAAGGAGAAAUGUUGAAUUGGGAUGACUUGCAAAAGAUGAAGUACUCAUGGAAUGUGGCUCAAGAAGUGUUGCGCCUUGCGCCGCCACUUCAAGGGGCUUUUCGGGAAGCUAUGACCGAUUUCGUUUUCAAUGGAUUUACUAUUCCAAAAGGGUGGAAGCUUUAUUGGAGUGCUAACUCGACACACAAGAAUGCUGAUUACUUCCCUGAACCGGAGAAGUUUGACCCUAGCCGGUUCGAGGGUAAUGGGCCUGCCCCUUACACGUUUGUACCAUUCGGGGGUGGGCCCAGGAUGUGCCCUGGGAAAGAGUAUGCUAGGCUUGAGAUUUUAGUGUUCAUGCAUCACUUGGUGAAGCGUUAUAGGUGGGAAAAGAUUCUUCCUGAGGAGAACAUUGUGGUUGAUCCCAUGCCCAUUCCAGCUAAAGGACUUCCUAUUCGCCUAUUUUCUCACAAUUAUUGAUAUGAUUAUGAUUAUGAUUAUAUUAAUUUAUUGCUAUCAAAUGUAUCACUACCUUAAAUUGGUUGGUUUUUUUUGGUUAUAUUUUUUGUUUGUUGUUAA